Messenger RNA from Myotis daubentonii (Daubenton's bat), 794 nucleotides. RefSeq names its product sperm-associated antigen 11B-like. Bases 139 to 477 code for a protein of 112 amino acids. NCBI's taxonomy places the organism in Eukaryota, Metazoa, Chordata, Mammalia, Chiroptera, Vespertilionidae. The record is from RefSeq and is a predicted model, not a curated record. The transcript has 3 exons.
CCCCGUGAGUCCUAUGUGACCGAGACAUUACCUGGAACGCUGCCUUUCCCGGGUGCAGGCCAUGCCCCCGGCUCAGCAAUAAAGGGCCCCACUGCCUGCCAGCCCAACAGGCCCUGUGGCUCACUGUCCCACAGCUGCAUGGACCGACUCUUCUGGCCACGGGCCCUGCUCCUGGUAGUCCUGCUAUUUCCAGGGCUAUGCGGGACCAGGCACGUGAGCCAGGGAGGCACCGAGGGCCCCAGGGCACCCAAGGAUGAGGCCCUCACACCUGGAACCAAUGACUCUCAGAGGCUUCACCACCCAGGAAAGCGCUACCUUGUGCCACUCACCCCUCCGCUGGCGGACUAUGGAACAGGUUUCAAAGUUGUCAACUGCAGGAAAAGCGAAGGCCACUGUCAAGAAUAUUGUAAUUAUAUGGAAAUACAAGUGGGCUACUGCUCUGAAAGAAAGGAUGCCUGCUGUUUACCUCAAAAUUGAGGCUGCUGACCCAGAAGCCAGAGAGUCGUCCACCUACUGUCUUCUUGGGCCGCAGCACAGACCCACGUGCAGGUCGUCUGGGGAAGAACCUGAGCAGAGAGGAGCUAAGCAUUGUCACCUGGGCUAGGAAGUCUAAAUAUGUUACUGUAGAAAAAUAAAAAUAAAAAUGGGCUAUGCAUAAUCUUAUAGACAUGAUCUUAGAGAAAGUGACUUGGCUAGAGAUGAACAAAAUCACACAAUUUUUGCUAGUGAUGUGGAUGUAAUAAACUUUAUAGGCAAGCAUUCAAGGAAUUCAUUCUUUUGUAUUAAAACUAUGU